Messenger RNA from Stylophora pistillata, 423 nucleotides. RefSeq names its product glycine-rich RNA-binding protein 2-like. NCBI's taxonomy places the organism in Eukaryota, Metazoa, Cnidaria, Anthozoa, Scleractinia, Pocilloporidae. The record is from RefSeq and is a predicted model, not a curated record.
AUGAUUGGAGCGUUCCGCUUAAACAAGGGUGAAGCCAUCCAGAUACUUGUUGGUCAAGAAGAAGGAAUAAACACGCACUAUUACUCUUCUGGAGGUGGUGGAGGAACUGGAAGAAGUGGAACAAAAUUUAAUAGAACCAAAGGAUAUGGUGGAGAAGGUGGUAAGGCAUUUAUUCAGGGAGGGGUGGGUGGAAGAGCCAGGUAUUACUAUGUCGAUGGUGGGUUUGGUGGAGGUGGUGGAGCUUAUGGAAGAAAAGGAGGAGGAGGAGGAGGAGGAGGAUACUCAGGGGGAAGCAGUGGAAAUGGUGGUCGUGAUACCUGUGGGGGUGGGGGAGGCUCUUACGAGGAUGGAAAUAACCAGGACAAUGAAUGUUGUUACAUCAACGCUGGUCAUGGUCAAGUGACUAUUACGUUCCUGGAGUAA